Messenger RNA from Tuber melanosporum (Perigord truffle), 2909 nucleotides. RefSeq lists its product as uncharacterized. The transcript has 4 exons. Gene Ontology annotation, cellular component: spliceosomal complex; intracellular anatomical structure. Lineage: Eukaryota; Fungi; Ascomycota; Pezizomycetes; Pezizales; Tuberaceae. The record is from RefSeq and is a predicted model, not a curated record. The coding region runs from base 200 to 2485 and encodes 761 amino acids. Gene Ontology annotation, molecular function: ATP binding; RNA helicase activity; RNA binding.
CACGAGAUGCCUUAGGCUUAGAACUCCUCACAAACAAUUACAACUACAACAAGAACUCCCUCCAACCCCACAAACGCAUCCGGAUAGUCGCUCCAUAGUCUUGUAUUCCUCUCACUCCCCUUCACCUUUGUCCUCAGGCCCCCCUUCUCUCCACAAAUCGGCACAAAGGUACACUUGCCUCCCGCCUCCUCACCAGACAAUGUCGACAACUGAAGAUAGAAAACGCAAGAAGCCCCAAGAAAAGGAAUCGCAGACCAAUUCGCCCAAGCGGCACAAAAGCGAACCUGUCUCUCCUCCCUCUGGGAACACAAAAAAGCCUGAGAUAGACCCAUCAAAAAAUCCCUAUCUCGCUCAUACGUACCCCGCGGAAGAGAACAAGAGCGAUUGGGGGCCCUUGGCCGGAUUCAAGCGACACCGCACGACAACGAAGAUGGCGAACAUUGCCGAGGAUGGCCCUUUUAAUCCGUUUAGCGGGAAUAAAUUGAGCGACCGUUACUUCAACAUUUUGGAGGGAAGAAGAGAACUACCUAUUGCCGCACAGAGGGAUGAAUUUUUGAACAUGUUUCACAAGUCCCAGACCAUGACCACCCAAAUCCCCCAGUAUGUUCUAUUCGACGAUCUUCCUCACUUAAAUGGUUAUAAGCAGGUAGCAUGUACCCAACCCCGCCGAGUAGCUGCCAUGUCUGUGGCAAAACGUGUGGCCGAUGAGAUGGAUGUCGAGUUAGGCCACGAGGUUGGCUAUAGUAUUCGUUUUGAGGAUAAAACCAGCCCAAACACUAUCCUCAAGUACAUGACAGACGGUAUGUUACUUCGGGAAGCCAUGCACGACCACCUACUUGAACGCUACUCCUGCAUUAUUCUCGACGAAGCACACGAGAGAACUCUAGCAACAGAUAUUCUUAUGGGACUACUUAAGAAUGUGGUAGAAAGGCGCCCGGAUUUAAAGCUCAUUAUCAUGUCUGCUACUCUCGACGCCCAGAAGUUUCAACAUUAUUUCAAUGACGCUCCAUUGUUGGCAGUUCCUGGUCGCACUCACCCUGUCGAAAUUUAUUACACUCCGGAACCUGAGCGGGACUACCUGGAAGCUGCCAUACGUACCGUGCUCCAGAUCCACACGACUGAACCGGAAGGUGAUAUUCUUCUGUUCCUCACAGGUGAAGAGGAGAUCGAGGAUGCUUGUCGGAAGAUCAAUGCAGAGGUUGACUUGCUCGUAAGAGAGGCAGACGUUGGGCCUCUAAAAUCUUAUGCUCUUUACGGCACUCUCCCCCCCCAACAGCAGCAAAGGAUUUUUGAACCUGCCCCGUCUCCAUUCAAGCCAGGUGGACCGCCUGGACGCAAGGUUGUUGUAUCCACAAAUAUCGCCGAGACCUCAUUGACAAUAGACGGAAUAGUGUACGUGGUGGACCCAGGAUUUAGCAAGCAGAAGGUCUACAACCCGCGUAUCCGCGUUGAGUCCUUACUUGUUUCACCUAUUUCCAAGGCUUCUGCGCAGCAACGCGCUGGUCGUGCUGGUAGAACUCGACCUGGUAAAUGUUUCAGACUUUACACCGAGUCCGCAUUCAAGAAGGAACUCAUUGAUCAAACAUACCCCGAAAUCCUGCGCAGCAAUCUCGCAAAUACCGUAUUGGAGUUGAAGAAGCUCGGCAUCGACGACCUAGUCCACUUCGACUUCAUGGAUCCUCCUGCCCCAGAAACUAUGAUGAGAGCCUUGGAAGAACUGAACUACCUCGCCUGUCUCGACGAUGACGGAAACCUCACCACCCUCGGUAAACUCGCAGCAGAGUUCCCCCUAGACCCCGCUCUAGCUGUAAUGCUCAUCAGUUCCCCGGAGUUCUUCUGUUCGAACGAGAUACUCUCCCUGACCGCCCUCCUAUCAGUCCCACAGCUCUUCGUCCGUCCCUUAAAUAAUCGCCAGCGCGCCGACGAGAUGAAAAAACUAUUCGCGCACGAGGACGGCGACCACCUCACAAUGCUAAAUGUCUAUCACGCCUUCAAGCAGCAGGAUAGCCAACCAGCCUGGUGCCGCGAGCACUUCCUCAGCUAUAGAGCCCUACAGAGCGCAGAUAACGUGCGCGCUCAACUACAGCGCAUAAUGGAAAGACUAGAGAUCCCGCUUGUCAGCACGGACUUUUCCGAGAAGUCCUAUUACGAGAACAUCCGCAGAGCCCUUGUUUCUGGCUUCUUCAUGCAAGUCGCCAUGAAAAACUCCCCUGGGAAGGCGUACAUCACCGUUAAAGACAACCAGGACGUCCUAAUCCACCCCAGUACAGCCUUGGAAAAAGAUUCCCCAUGGCUCGUCUACAACGAGUUCGUCCUCACGACAAAGAGCUUUAUCCGCACGGUCACCCACAUUCGCCCUGAGUGGCUGCUGGAGAUUGCGCCGGGCUACUAUGAUGUCAAGGACUUUCGCGAGGGUCCCGUUAGGACCGGGCUGGAGAGAACAAUGGAUAAGGUUCGGAAGAGGAAUGCUUUGAAGAGGAGAUAGACUUAUUAUAUUGCUUGCUUUCUCCACCUUUUUACCACUUACUCCCGCAUAGUGUUUCUCAUUUUUGCAAAAAUGGCCGUUAUGUUCCUAUUGCUAGUGUUUUCUCUUCUUCUCUGUCUACCACUGCGUGGACAUUUAUACUUUGAAAUGGUGGACGGCUGGAGCAUUUGCUAUUAUUUCCGCGCAGUAACUUACAGUAACUCGGUUGUUUCUAGAGUGUUGAUACAAUGUCACUCGAUAGACAUGUUUAACUGAACUCGGGCUCUUUUUGCGAAAUAUAGGGGUGGCUGUGCUAUUUGGUGUUUGUUAUGGGGUAUCAGAGCUUUUAAGAGUUGCUGUAGGGAUGCUGUCUUGAGCAGACUGCCUUGUGGGCUAAAUAGACCUUGUUACACAAGAGAGAAAUUGAAUCAUGUCACGUCACAAG